GUUGCUUCAUUCAGACAGCCUACGAUUGGCCAGAUUGGAAGUCGCUCACACAAAUGUUCCAAUCAUCAAAAACGGUGACCAGACGAAGGGCGGGAUUUUUCAGGAAACGGGUGGGCUUGUACAAGGAGCAGCAGUGUGUGUGUGUGUGCAGGUGUCAACAACAAAAUAUUAACACACGCCCUCAUUAACUAAAACUUAGAUUUGAUCUUUUUUUUCAUAGUUUGACCUAAAAAAGGACCAGAAUGUUAAGACGAAUAUUACAGAUGACUCCUGGGAAAGGAGGCUCUCAGAGCUCGGAGUCUGAGCAGCCGUCUGCUGAUAUGAAUAAUGAGUCCUCAGAGGGCUUUAUUUGUCCCCAGUGUAUGAAAUCCCAUAACUCUGCUGAGGAGCUCUUCAAACAUUAUGAGGUCUUUCAUGAACCAGGAGACCAGCCGUCCCCCUUUAGCCCCGGCAGGGAGGAUUUAACAUUACUUCGACAGGAAAUCCAAGACUUACAGGCUUCACUGAAGGAGGAACGCUGGUUUUCUGAGGAAUUGAAAAAAGAAUUAGACAAAGUACAAGGACGAAUAGCAACUAAUAAAGGCUUACAGAGCGAUGGUACAAGUGGAGAAGAUGCAGAGCUUGAGAUGAGACUCAAUGAAUCGGAGACAGAGAAGUUCAACAUCAAACAGAUGAAGGACCUGUUUGAACAAAAAGCUGCUCAGCUUGCGACCGAGAUAGUUGACAUCAAAUCUCGCUACGAUGAGGAGAAAAGUAUGAGAGAAGCUUUGGAGCAGAGACUGGCCAACUUAAACCAAGAUAUGCAAAAAGAAAAACAGGAGAAGGAGAAACUGUCGGCAGAGCUGCUCCAGAGGCCGGGUGUGGAAGAUGUGGAGGUGUUGAAGAAAGAGCUGGUGCAGGUGCAGACGCUCAUGGACAACAUGACCCGAGAGCGAGAGGAGGAGUCAGAGCGCCUCAAAGGCCAAUAUGAGCAGCUGCAGGCCAACUUCACUACCUCAGAGAAAACGAUUGCUCAAUUAAAGGCUGAACUGGAGAAGGGUCCUCAAGAAGCAGCGGUUUACACACAACAGAUCCACCAAUUACAGAGCAGCUUGAACAACCUCCAGCAGCAAUCCCAGGCUUUGUCAGAGAAAUUAUCUCGUAAAGAGAAGGAGAAUCAGGAACUGGAGGAGCGUCUGGGUCACGAACAGGCCUCUAAGAAGAGUCUUCAGGCUAAUCUGCAUCAGAAAGAGCUGGAGCUCCAGGAGAGUCGAGCACGGGUGUCUUCAGGAGAAGCAGCUCUCAGUCGAGCACAGGCUGAAUUAACUGAACGUGGGGAAGAGGCUGCACGACUCAGACGAGAGCUGGGCGAGCUGGAGAAGAACCAGCAGGAGCUGAAGGCAGAGCGGAAACAACUUCAACAGCAGAGGGAGGAUAAAGAAAACCAGGGCCUGCAGCAACAGAGUGAGAUCAGCCAGCUGCAUGCGAAGCUGCUGGAAGCGGAGCGUCAGGUGGGGGAGCUGCAGGGUCGUCUGAAAGAGCAGAGACAGCUGUCUGGAGAGAAGCUCAAAGACAGAGAACAGCAGGCAGCAGAUCUCCAGCUCAAACUCUCCCGCUUAGAGGAAGAGUUGAAGGAGAGCUCCACCAAGUCCACUGACCUGCAGCAUCAGCUGGACAAAUCCAAACAGCAGCAUCAAGAACUACAAACACUUCAACAGAGCACUAAUGGCAAACUUAGAGAAGCACAGAAUGACCUGGAGCAGGUGUUGCGUCAGAUCGGCGACAAAGACCAGAAGAUCCAGAAUCUUGAAGCUCUGCUCCAGAAGAGUAAGGAAAGUGUGAGCCAGCUGGAGACCGAGAGAGAGGAUCUGUGUGCCAAGAUUCAGGCUGGAGAAGGAGAAGCUGCUUUGCUGAACCAAUUACAAGAGAAAAAUCACUCGCUACAAGAACAGAUCACGCAGCUUACAGACAAGCUUAAGAACCAGUCGGAGAGCCACAAGCAGGCUCAGGACAACCUUCAUGAACAGGUGCAGGAGCAGAAGACACACCUGCGUUCAGCUCAAGACCGCUGUCAGGGUCUGGAGACCACCGUCACUGAACUCAACACACAGCUCACAGAGAGCAGAGAGAAGAUCGCUCAGCUAGACACUCAGUUGAAAGCCAAGACUGAGAUGCUGUUGUCUGCUGAAGCAGCAAAAAAUGCCCAGAGAGCUGACUUGGAGAGCCACCUAGAGACUGCUCAGAAUGCAUUGCAGGAUAAGCAGCAAGAGCUCAGUAAAGUGCAGGCUCAGCUGGAGGAGCAGGCCCGCAGGCUGACGGAGAAGCAGGAGCAGUGCUCUCAGCUGGAGAACGGCCUGAAGGACAGCAGAGACAAACUGAUGACUGCAGAACAGAGGAUAGAGACGCUCCAGACCCAGACCAAGAAAGCCGAGGUUGAGUUGACUGAGCUCCGCUCCGGAAGAGAACAGGCUCAGAAAGAGCAGUCUUCUCUUAAGAAGCAGAUCAGUGAGCUGGAGAUGAAGACCAAAGAGUUGAACCGACUUUUAGAUUCCGAGAAACAAGGAGCUUCCACCCAGCAAGAGGAGCUAAAGAAGAAAAGCUCAGCUCUCACCGAAACAAGACAAAAGCUGGAGAAAGCAGAGCAGGAGCGUGGAGCCCUGCAGGCCAACCUGGAUAAACUGUCUCAGGAGGGUCAGAAGCAGCAGGCAGAGUUGGACAAGAAGGUGCAGGGUCUGAGUUCAGAUCUCCAGAAAACUCAGGGGGAGAAAGAAACGCUGGUAAAAGAAGUGGCGACAGUGAAAGAGGCUCUGAGUAAAGCUUCUAAAGCCCUGAAGGAGAGCCAGACUCAAUUAGACAAGGAGAAGAAGGGCAGCAAGGCCACUUUGGAGGAGAAGGAAAAGGUUUUUCAAAAAGUACAACAAGAGCUUCAGAAGAACUCAGAGGCCACUUCUAAAGAGCUCAGCAAUGUCAAAGGUCUGCUGGAGAAAUCGAUAGAGGCAGAAAAGAGUCUUCAAUCUCAGCUGACUGCACUGAACGCUCAGCUGAAGCAGUGUCAGGAUACACUGAAGGAGAAAGAAAAGAGUGAACAGCAGCUGCAGGCAGAGCUGAAGACCAGGCAAGGCUCCUUCAGUCAGGAAGUGAAGAAACUGAAGACACAGGUGUCUGAGCUGCAGGCUUCCCUUGCUAAAAAGACUGAAGAGGAAGCCAAGCAAAAGGAGCAAAUCACAGCACUGUCUAAAGAUCUGAGCUCAGAGAAGAAUCGCUGUGCAGAGCUGCAGAAAACCAGUGACGGCACCAAAGAGAGUCUCACCGCCCUUCAGUCUGAUUACUAUGGCAAAGAGUCUGAGCUCUCUGCUGUACGCCAGGACCUUAAGGUGUGCGAGGAGAAGUUGGUUCUUGCUCAGGAGGAGCUGGUGACCAACAGGAACCAGCUCAGUGCUUACGAAACCCAAAUCCAGGAGCUGAAGACGGGCCACACAGCGAUGGAGAUAGACCUGAGCAAGAGAGACGAGAAGAUCAAACAGCAAGUGGAGACUCUGCAGAAGCUCCAGAAACAACAGGGACAAACAGAGGAGCAGCUGAAGAAGGAGAAAGCUCAAUGCGAGGAGCUGAGAGAGAGUCAAAGCGCCCUGGAAAAGGACAAAAACAAACUGUCUGCUGAUCUCAAAACACUGGCUGAGAAGAAUGAGAAGGAGCUGAAGGACUUGCAGGCAGCAAAGCAGUUGUUGAUCCAGCAAAAGGUGGAGAUGCAGGGGAAGGUAGAGGCGGCUCAAGCAUCUGUGGAGAAAGAACAGAGAGAGCAUCAGAAGACCAGAGACUCCAUCAAACAGAAUGAGCAGCAGCUCAAGGCUGAGACCAACAAAAUAAAGCAGCAGCUGGCAUCAGAAGUGAAGGCUAAAGAGGAGAUGGUGCGGCAGAGGGAAGAGGCUGAGGUGAAGAUGUCCAUGCAGGUGACGGCACUGAAUGAGAACGUGGCCACGCUGAAGCGAGAGUGGCAGAGCAGCCAGAGGCGGGUGGGUGAGCUGGAGAAACAGACGGAUGAGCUGAGAGGAGAGAUUGCCGUGCUGGAAGCAACAGUCCAGAACAACCAAGACGAAAGACGUGCACUACUUGAGAGGUGCGUCCAGGGUGAAGGGGAGAUGGAGAAGCUUCAGGCUAAGAUGUUGGAGAUGCGCAGGAAGUUGGACGACACUACUGCCGCCAUGCAGGAGCUUGGUCGAGAGAACCAGUCCUUACAGAUAAAACAGUCACAAUCCCUCACACGGAAGUGGACAGAAGACCAUGAGGUGCAGAACUGCAUGGCUUGUGGGAAAGGCUUCUCCGUCACUGUCAGAAAGCACCACUGCAGACACUGCGGGAACAUCUUCUGUGCAGAGUGCUCUGCCCGCAACGCCCUCACACCCUCCUCCAAGAAGCCCGUUCGAGUGUGUGACAACUGCUUUGAUGAGCUCCAGGGCUGAUCGGCCCCCUGUCCCGCCCGAAACCCCUCUGCAAGUCCCGCUCACCCUGACCUCUCCACAGCAAACACAGGAGCUGCACGUCACGGGUGGGCUCAUCAUGCUGCCAGUCAGACGGAGGUAACACUAAAUUAAACCUGUCCUCCUCUGUCCAGUGCCUUUGCCACUUACGGGCCGCUUUCACACCCCGAUGGGUGAAAAAUGAAGGGUCCGCUUGAACAAAAUAAAGGAGCAGUUCCUGAGUUUUGACUUAAAUGUUUAAGGUUUUACACUGACAUGAUAUUUUAAAGCGUGCAGAGGAGAACGGAAGCUGCUCUUUAUUUGAUAUAUCAUAUUUGUAAGUAGUUGUACAGACUAAAAGAGGCACAUGUGAAUAUUGCGAUAUAAUUGUCACUCUAUUUGUCACUCAGUGUGGGCAUGUUAACAUACGGUUCGUGGGGUGUGAUGUACAUGCUUGCUUUUUUGCUGCUCUUCUGUCUGUGGAGAUGUUUAUUUCUCAUUUAUAAUCUCACCAGAAGUUGGUGAUCGUUUUAAAGAUUUGCGCACACAGAAACGUCUCUAUGUUCUGGUUUCUUUUUUAUCACAUGUUGGAUGUAUGUGCCCUGCUUUUAAGCAAUAACUGUGCGUUGGGUGUAAUUUUGUUUUGUGUGCUAGCGCUAAUGAAAAUGAAUGACAGACCGCUGAUUGUGUUUCUAAUGUCAGCUGCUACAGUGUGUUUAUCGUCAGCCUGAGAUGAUUCUCUCUCUUUCAUGGCAUCAAAUAGGCUUGUCCUAACCCUAACCCUUUAGGUUUAAAGGGAUAGUUUACUCCAAAAUGUAAUAGUGUUAAUUCUGACAUUAUUUACUCGCCCUCAUGUUGUUCCAAACCUGUUUAUUUCAUAUGUGGAACAUAAAAGAAGAUGUUUUGAAGAAUGUUGGUAAACAAACAUUUUAGUUCCUAUUGAUGUCUAUCGUGUAUCAAGUAUAUUAUUGAAGUUAAUGAAAACUGACUUAUUUUUAUUAUCUAUAAAUAUCUAUUAUCUAUUAAAAGUCUAUUUUUAUGUCAAAAAAUAUUUUGAAAAAUGUUGGAGACCAAACAGUGUACUGUGUUCCAUUUAGUAGAUUAUUGUGAUGAAGAAAAAAAUGAAUGGAAGUAAAUAGUCUAUUGAAACCAAAACUGCUUUUACAAUUUUUUUUUCGUGCACAACAUGACGAUUUUUCAAAAAUGUUAGUAAGCAAACUCUUACAGUGUGUUCUGUUGUGGUUUUCCCACAUUAUUUAUUCAGAAUGUUUUAGUUUGCUAACAUUUUUUCCAAAAUAUUUCUUUCUUUCUUUCUCAUUUUUUUGCUACUUGUAGAACAUGUUUUGAAGAGCGGUAAUGACUUUGUUGAUCUUUUUUUGUCAUUCAAUGCAAAAAAGUGACAACAGAAACUGUUCAAAAUACUUUUGAUGUCUUUCUCAUUGACUUCUACAAACAAAAAAUGUUUUUCUGCAAACUUCUACAAGACGUUUUAUCUUAUUUUUGCCUCUUGUAGUACACAAAAAAAUGUUUUUUAAGUAUGUAGUUGAUCAGUUUAUUUUCUCUUUGACUUCAUUUCAAAAUAUCUCAUGUUGUUUGUUUGUUUUCCAGAACACAAAAGAAAAUGUUUUGAAGAAUGUUGAAUACAGUUUUUGGUUUUUCUUUUAACUUCCAUUGCAUUUUUGCAAAUAUAGCAGAAGUGACCCCUACUCCGCACACUCCAUCCCCCCUAACUUGUAACCAAUGUUUCAAAACAUCUUUUCAUGCCAAACCAAGAACAUUUUGAAUAAUUUUAAAGUGAUGUUAAAUAACAAAAAUAACAAUUUACUCACACUCAAGUGGUUCCAAACCUUUGUGGGAUUUUUAAAAAUUGAAAACAAAAAUAAUAUAUUUUGAAGAAUGUUACGAACUGUAAUAUUGAAUUAAAAAAACAUUGAAAGUUUACAUUAAACAUUAAAUUAACAUUGAAAACAAGAUAAUCUUACUGUAUAGAAGUCAAUAGUUACAGCUUUCCAACAUUCUUUCUUAACUUUUGUGUUCAUAAUUUAAAAAAACUCCGUUAACAGUGAAAAGUCUGAAAAUGUUGAAAGAAUUUUUAGUUUUGUCAGAACUGUCCCUUUAAUGACCAAACAGUUUCCAUUCUCAUUGUUAUCUGUUGUUUUUUGUUCACAAAUAGAAACUACAUGGGAACUGAAAUGUUUUCAAAAUAAGAUUUAGAUGUAUUAUUUUUGAUAUAUAAUAGUACAUCUGUUUCAUUUGCAGAACAGUAAAUGAUACAACUUUCCUUGUGUUUGAAUCCACACAGUGAAAAUGAAUGUUCAAAAUACAUUUGAACCCCAUUUACUUCCAUUGUGUGGACACAAGCUAAUUCUUUUCAGAACAUCUUCCUUUCAUAGAGCUCUGAAACAACAUGAGGGUCAGUAAAUGACAGUUUUCUUUGUUGUUGAUCUAUAUCUUUAGCAGAAGCCGAGCGUGUUGUGAGAUUGUCUGAGCACUCACUGCUGUACAGUACACUUCACUGUAUCUCUGUCUAAUAGAUGUUUUCACUCAGUUUAAUAGAUCGCACAUCGUGAAUCGUGUGUGAUUCAGAGGUAAUGAUUUCAUGCGGUUUGUGUCAGUAGAUGCAUUCAGGAGCAUAAACACAAUGUUAAAGUGUCUCAGGAUGUUUUGCGCUUUUCACCAGCUCAGUCAAGUGAGGUGACUUUAAAAAAUGUAAUAUUAUAUGAAUAAUAUCCCUUUAAUUUUGUGUGCCGCCAUCGAAAACAAUAUCAUAGAUGCCACUCUGUGCCAUAUACGACCUCCAUCUGACUUCACUUUGUGUUUUCUCUUACCAUUAAAGGAACAGUACACUUUCGGAAAUAAGCUCAUUUUACAAGUCACGCAGAGUUAUAGUUGAGUUUUACCAUUUUUUAAUACAUUAAGCCGAUCUCCAAGUCUUGCGGAAGCACUUUUAGCUUAGCUUAGCAUAAAUCAUUGAAUCGGAUUAGACCGUUAGCAUUUCACUAAAACAUUCAAAAAAGACUUUAGUAAUUUUUCUAUUUUAAGCUUGACUCUUCUGUAGUUACAUAUUCCACCAAGACAGACAGAAAAUUAAAAGUUACUAUAUCCUAGGCCGAAAUAGCUAGGAACUAUACUUUCAUUGUGGCGUAAUAAUUCAAGAACUCUGCUGUAGUACCAUGGCUGCAUUGAGUGCAAUGAUAUUAUGUAGCGCUGUUACCUAGCUACCUAUCUGAGGACUGUUUUCAGGCACUGCAUAACAUUAUUGUGCCUACUGCAGCCGUGGUACAGCAGCAGAGUUCUUUAAUUAUUACGUCAGUGUAGUUCCUAUCCAUAUCAGCCUAGAAAACAACACCUUUUCACUUUCUGUCUGUCUUAAUACACAAAUAUGACCACAGAAGAGUUGAGCUUUAAAUAGGAAAAUUAUCCAUACUCUUUGAUCAUUUUUAAUAUGCUAAUGGUCUAAUCUGAUUCAAUGAUUUAUGCUAAGCUAAGCUAAAAGGGCUCCCAUCAAACUCAGAGGUUGGCUGAAUGGAUUAAAAAUGGUAAAAGUCAACUGUUUAACUCUUGGUGAAUGAUAAAAUGAGCCUAAUUUCCUAAAUAAAAAGUGUAGUGUUUCUUUAACAGUGCUGUACAACUCAUGUGUGGUCGCAAAUGCAAAGUACAUCACUUCUGGUCAGCACUACACACUAGCAGUGUCUGUUAUACGGAUGUCAUGCAGUAUUAUUGUUCUUAUCAAUCCAUUGGCUGAACGGCAGGGUGUUCAUAGUCAUGUUGUGCUCAUGUUGGUGUGUGCCUUACAUCCAGCUUUAUUUCUGUCAUCUUCUGUGCAUUUGUGAAGCAGGAGAUCUGCUCACUCCUUUGGCAGAGCAUCAGACGUGGAUGAAGAAUCACUAUCAGAAUAUAAUAAAGGUGUAAAACAGCAGAUGGCGAAGGUGAUUUGUUUGAUGGUAAACUACUUGACGAACUGAGAUGUUUUGAUGUUAUGGAAGACAAAAACAUGUUCAGAGGUAUUAUGUGUUUUCUAAUUUUCCAUCAUGUUUAAGAGUAAAUAAUAAACUAGUUGUUUCUAUUUUC
Messenger RNA from Danio rerio (zebrafish), 8507 nucleotides. Lineage: Eukaryota; Metazoa; Chordata; Actinopteri; Cypriniformes; Danionidae. The record is from RefSeq and is a predicted model, not a curated record.